AAGCCCAGAACGCAACCAAUCCACAGAUAUCGGCAACGUCAAAUCAUACAUCCACUGCACGAGAAGGUGGUGGCCGACUAUUUCUAGCCGAUAGUUCGGUGAUAGGCAUGACCAGACGACGCUCAAUCCGGUCUAGCGAUGACCCAGCUCGACAAUCUGCUUUCGAGACAGGCAUACUACCUCUCCUUGGCGUCAAUGAAGAAGCGGACACGUCCGUAUCGUCUUAUCAGUCUCUACCAAGCGACCAGGAGAUAGUCAGGCUCUUUGAACUAUUUCGCCGUCGAGUACACCCCUUUCACGUCAUAACCUCCAAUUUAGACACCAUCGAGCAACGAAUCUGCCAACUGAUCAACGCAAGGGGAGGAUCGGACUUUGGUUCCGAGUCGUUGGAAGACCCUAGAUGGCUGUCUCUAAUUCACGCCAUCAUGGCUGCCGGAGCUCAAUUCUCCGAUAUGAAUCUACAAGAUCGUCUCGCAGCGUCUCAACGACAUACGAAACAUUCAUUUGAUCUCCUACGGUCAACAGAUUAUCUCGCGAAUCCAUCAAAGGAAGCCGUUCAGACACUCCUUAUCCUAGGAAACGUGCUUCAAAAUGAUAUGAAACCUCAGGCAGCUUGGGUUCUUGGGGGCACAACCAUCCGCCUCGCGCAAUGCCUUGGUCUCCACAAGAAGACAGCUCGCUCACCAAAAUCUCCGCUCACGGAUGAAGAGGCUAAAUAUCUGAGAUUGGCAAUUGUUUGGCAGGAUGCCCUCCUCGCGCUCGCUUUUGGUCGUCCACCAGCCUCCUAUGAGUUGGAUUUCGAAAGCGAUUUGCCUCAGCUCUCCGAGUCUGUCGAAAGGCCGGGUCUAUCCUACCUCCAAGCUAUGAGCUGGCUAUGUCAUGUCACAUUGCGCCAUUUCUCGUUUCAUUCCCAGUCGUCACUCGGGCCAGUUUCAGCACUCAACGACAUUAAAUCCAUCGAAGCCUCUCUUUCGCCCCACUUAGUCGAUCCCAUGAGAAGUACUGCAAUACCGCAGAUUCAAGAGCACUACGCUUUCGAACUUCACCGGCAUUUUGUCGUAGCUACUCUUUGUCGCCCGUUCGUGUCGAGAAACGGAUCAGCAGGUCUCAGUGAAAGUGACAGGUCAAAUGUCCUCGAGCACUUUCGAGAAUCUCUCAAGCGCAGCGCCCGAGCUUAUGUUCGGUUGAGGUCAAUCGCAGGACAUGCAAGGCGGUCUUGGGCCUUUACUCACAAUGGCCUAACUUCAGUUCUUCUCUUGAGUUUAAUGCGAGAGACGAGGUAUCUUGCCGAGACCAGAACCCUUCAGGACGAGCUCAUUGCAAGCCUUUCAGAGGGAGAAGGCAACUCCGCCCUGCUCACGGACUCUGGACCCAACGCGCAGCUUUCAGGCACUCUACAGAAGGCCUUAAAGGCUCUGCGAACUCUUCGAUCGUUGACCGAGCGUGACGUUAGUUCUCAUAGCUCAACCCAUGAGAACAACAGCCAAGACAUUGCAGCUCCUGGUCAUAUGCCCACUGUCGGCGGAAGGCCUGCAACAGUCCAAGAUAAUUCUUUUCGGAUCCCAGAACAAUCUGACUUUUGGAACAUCGGCGAUGCCCAGUGGGAAUUUCCCAUCGAUUUCGACAUGUCUCCACUUGGCGCUUUUGACUACAUCAUGUCAGAUCAGAAAUAUGAAAACAAUUCAUUUCUGCCAACUCUAGUGUGAAAUUGAAAACUCUGUCUUGGGUUUUAAUAAUCACAUAAUUGACAUUUUCUACACACUCUCCUAAGAUAUUGCAACAAAUUUCAGGCGGAAGUGAAUCCAAAUGACUCCCAACGCUGCAGCACCUUCUCCUGGACAUCGAUGGGAUAGGACUCCUGGAAGCUCGCAGCUUCCCAGUCACGGCCGGUGGUAUACUCGGUUGGCAUCAAACAAUCGGAAACAACUUUUCCC
Molecule: messenger RNA, 1934 nt
Organism: Colletotrichum scovillei
Lineage: Eukaryota; Fungi; Ascomycota; Sordariomycetes; Glomerellales; Glomerellaceae
Product: fungal specific transcription factor
Exons: 4
Coding region: 108-1706 (532 amino acids)
Biological process (GO): DNA-templated transcription
Molecular function (GO): carboxy-lyase activity; DNA binding; zinc ion binding
Source: RefSeq, a predicted model, not a curated record